Molecule: messenger RNA, 1914 nt
Organism: Naegleria lovaniensis
Lineage: Eukaryota; Heterolobosea; Eutetramitea; Acrasida; Naegleriidae
Exons: 1
Coding region: 1-1914 (637 amino acids)
Source: RefSeq, a predicted model, not a curated record
AUGCUAGGUACCGAUCAAGAACAAUCUCUCACUCGGCCUAAACUCUAUGAUUUGGAUCCCGAUACGUUGGAAUUGGUGUUGAGCUAUUGUACAGGAGCAAGCGAAAUUGAAUCUCUCAAAUAUUCGUGCAGAAAUUUAUUUCUAAUAUUGUCGGGUGGUUGGGAUACGUUGGACAGUAAAGUCAUGACCACCCAUGAAGAAAAUACCAUCACAAUGAUGUAUUCAUACAAAAGAAUCCAUGAGAAGAUGGAAAAUUUAUAUUUACCAAGAGUUUACAUGCAUGUUGCUUUUGGAACUGUGGAUGAUACUCAAAGUAUGAUCGAUAACGACGAAGAAGAGCUAGAGAAUCCCUCGAUCUUGCUUGAACAAUUCAUGGAAUUGUUUGGAGUGCAUAAUUGCAAAAAAAUUGGAGAGUAUGAAGUUGAGGUUGUUAUUGAUUGGGAACAGUCGGAAGCUCUUAUGGUGUCCUUGGAUAAUAUUUAUGAAUCCACACAGCACGACUCAAAGGAUGAAAACGUCUCACAGCUCAAUGGAGAAGAAUUGAAUAAGGAGCCGAUCAACAUGCAGUAUUAUGCAACAACGGAAGAGGAGAGACAACAACUGAUGAGACAGCAUGUCACCAUCAAUGACAGGUUGAAACUAUGGCGCAAUCAACAUCCUGCAUUUAUUAACACCAAGAAGAUGGCUGUGAAUCCAUUCAGGGUAUUUAAAAAGUUUAUUCUGCACAUCAAUAUCACUGGAGAACGUGAAUCUACGAGAGGAAUUCCAAGAGAGUCCAUUAUUCGCUUGACAAACAGGACCUAUUACUAUACGUUUUACAAAAUAAUGGAUCCAUACAUUAUUGACCUACGACUUGGACAUGUAAUUGAAGAUUGGGGCCAAAAAUUUAGCUUUCGAAAGCUAAACCUUUGGGAAGAUGACUCUUCUGUAGAGGCCAAGCUCAGCAACAUACCAAAAAUUUGUCUAUAUGUCUUCUUUUAUUUUCGAUUAAUACCGAUUAUGGAAAAGUAUGAAAUUCCUUUGAAAUCAGUCUAUGGCCACUCGGAAAUGAAUUACCUUAAUGGACUCCUGAAACAAGUUGACGACAUUCCAAAAAUCUACAAAUAUUUCACUCUUCACCACAAUAUUAUUUGCAGAUAUCGAAGACAGGUUAUGAAUAAGAAAAUUGCUUUACCACCUAUCAAGAACAGUAAUUAUGAAAAAAAAGCAAUUGGCCCGCUUGCCAUGAUUGAAUAUUUUAAUUUAAUCUCUUUCGAUACCAUGAACGACAAAGAGAGAAUACCAUUUGUUCGUCUAGCCCUUCAACACAUUUAUCAUUCCGAACUUUUAAUAUCUGAAGAGUGGCGAGAGAAGUAUUUCACGCAAUUUGGAAUUGGCAAAGAUGAUGCAAUACAAAUCGAGCGAACAUGUACAGAGAAUGAUCAAGUAUUGACAUUUACAUUUCAAACUCUAGAAUUUGAUCGAACCACUGCCAAAAUGAAACACAAUAUAUUCACUCUUCCCAUGUAUCCACACAUGAGCGUCUCCAAUAUGACUCACACUCGACCAAGUGAUAAGCGAUUAUUUCAUGUUACUGCAGGAAUUGGCACCUUGGACAAGUGCUGUGUUGAAAAAUGUUGUGCUGUGCCUUAUUUAAGUCUAUGUAACUGUUACGGUAUUUGUUGUUGUUGGUGCAUGACUUCAUGUUGCUGCUAUAAGGUUAACAAAUCUAUUGGAACUGCUCUAAGAUCAUGUGGUUUUCCGUCUUGGGUGGCCUCUGUAGCGGAUUUGUGUUGCUGUGUGAAUCACCGAUUUCUUCCAGCACUUGAUCUUGCAUUCUUUUUUGAUGUUUAUUCUCUCAUUAAUUGCAGUCAGCCGUCAUCGGGACAGUAUUUCGAACGGUACUCCAAGUGGGAAGAAUAUGAUCACUUUUAA